Xenopus tropicalis (tropical clawed frog) is the source of this 3180-nucleotide messenger RNA. RefSeq names its product solute carrier family 51 subunit alpha like (gene slc51al). Gene Ontology annotation, biological process: transmembrane transport. NCBI's taxonomy places the organism in Eukaryota, Metazoa, Chordata, Amphibia, Anura, Pipidae. Bases 188 to 2104 code for a protein of 638 amino acids. Gene Ontology annotation, cellular component: membrane. The transcript is spliced from 15 exons. The record is from RefSeq and is a predicted model, not a curated record.
CCCACACUGUAAUCAGCCUGCCGAAGGUUAUUUGUCAGUCCCAGACUACAGGCCUCAAUACAGGGGCAAGGAGAGAAGGGAGUAGUAUUCACAUACAGGAGCUGGGCUGCAAGGUCCAAGGAAAGCUCGGGAGAGGCGGCAACCAGCAGAGAUUCAGGUUAACAACAACAAGCCUGAAACCCACUAAAUGGAUUCUGAGCAAAAUGCUACUGAACCACCAUAUGACCCCAUCUGUCGCACCAGGCAGGCUCCUUACGCAUAUGAAAUCCUGCAAAAUCUUGAUACGACUGGGAUAUUGCUCUUUGCUAUGUUAACAUUUAUGACUCUAAUAUCACUGUUGGUGUUUUUGGAAGAAGCUUACUAUAUGUACAGAAAAUUACCAAGCAUCAAAAGUUCUUUAAUCAUUUGGAUAAAUUCGGGAGCCAUGAUGAUUGCAACAACAUCCUGCUUUGGAAUGUGGAUUCCACGUAGCACCAUGUUUACUGACUUCACUGCUUCUGUGUUCCUUGCAAUUCUAGUACACAAGUUUCAGCUCAUGCUGGUAAAUGAAUGUGGGGGAAGAAGAGAAUUUAUUAGGAAAUUUCGUGAUAGGAAGCUUCAGAUUAGCACUGGUCCCUUCUGCUGCUGUUGCCUGUGCCUGCCACACACAGCUAUCAACAGAAAGACUUUAUUCAUCCUGAAGCUGGGUACAUUUCAGUUUGCCUUCCUACGGCCGGUGCUUAUGUUUCUGGCUGUGGUUCUUUGGACAAAUGGAACUUAUAUGAUUGGUAAUUCAUCUCUGGAUAGCGCUACAAUGUGGAUUAAUGUCGCAAUUGCUAUUAUGACAAUAACAGCUCUUUGGGCAGUUGGAGUUAUGUUUAAUUUAGUAAAGAACACCUUGAAUGACAAAAAUAUUGUUCCCAAAUUUGCAGUCUAUCAGUUUACAGUCAUUCUGAGCCAACUGCAAACCGCAGUCAUCAAUGUUCUUGGUACAAUAGGUAUAAUCGGUUGUGAACCUCCUCUCCCUGGUCCAUCAAGGGCUUCAUACAUGAACCAGCAGCUUCUCAUUAUGGAAAUGUUCCUGGUCACAGUCAUCUGCCGAGUGCUGUACCGGAGGAGAUAUGAUGAUAAAAAUCUUUUGGAAAACCAAGAGACCAAUGAUAAUUGCAAAGCUUUGGAAGAUGGACCCCAAGAUCUUGAUAUAACUGGGAUAUUGCUCUUUGCUAUUUUAACAUUUAUGACUCUGGUAUCACUGUUGGUGUUCUUGGAAGAAGCUUACUAUAUGUACAGAAAAAUUCCAAACCCCAAAAAUUCCAUAAUCAUUUGGAUAAAUGCAGGAGCCAUGAUGAUUGCAACAACAUCCUGCUUUGGAAUGUGGAUUCCACGUAGCACCAUGUUUACUGACUUCACUGCUUCUGUGUUCCUUGCAGUGUUAAUACACAAGUUUCAGCUCAUGCUGGUAAAUGAAUGUGGGGGAAGAAGAGAAUUUCUCUCAACAUUUGGUGAUACGAAGCUGAAGAUUAGCACUGGCCCCUUCUGCUGCUGUUGCCUGUGCCUGCCACACAAAGACAUCAACAGAAAGACUUUAUUCAUCCUGAAGCUGGGUACAUUUCAGUUUGCCUUCCUACGGCCGGUGCUUAUGUUUCUGGCUGUGGUUCUUUGGACAAAUGGAACUUAUAUGAUUGGUAAUUCAUCUGCAGAAAAAGCUACUAUCUGGAUUAAUAUUGGAGUUGGUAUUACCACAAUAACAGCCCUUUGGGCAGUGGGAAUUAUGUUUAAUCUAGUAAAGGACAACUUAAAGGAGAAAAAUAUCAUUGGCAAAUUUGCAGUCUAUCAGUUUACAGUCAUUUUGAGCCAACUGCAAACCUCAAUCAUUAAUAUUCUUGGUACAACCGGUGUCAUCUCUUGUGUUCCUCCUCUCCCGGGGCCAUCACGGGCUUCCUACAUGAACCAGCAGCUUCUCAUUAUGGAAAUGUUCCUGGUCACAGUCAUCUGCCGAGUGCUGUACCGGAGGAGAUAUGAUGAUAAAAAUCUUUUGGAAAACCAAGAGACCAAUGAUAAUUUACGAAACAGCAUGAUGCAUCUGAAUGGCAAAGCUUUGGAAGAUGGACCCCAAAGUGUUUAAAGGGCACCAAGACACAUUAUAAUCUCAGUGUACCAACUGCAAGGUGUAGUGGCAUCUCCAGAAAUGCUACCCCUGGUCUGACAAAAUGUGCAGUGAAAUUGUGACCUUGUGCCUCUGCCAAUGCCCAACCAGAAUGUACAGUGCAGCUGCUGGACAUUCUAAUGCUAAACUGCCGAGUAGUCACAGUAGUGAAGUGAUAACUUCAAGCACAGUGACCUCCAGGAGCAGUGGCAACCAUACUGGCGCACUAAGGGGGUGGGCUGCCGCUCUACUUUGUACAUAUGUAGCUGGGUAACAACAACAAACACUGCAUUGAACUUGGACAUUUCACUUUUUUUGGGUGGGGGCUAUAGAGUUAUCAUAUAUAUCUUGUAUGUAUACAAUUUGAGCAUACUUGUUAAGUAUUUGGAGAAACCUUAUGAGUUCUUGAUAAAUGAUAAUGUAUUUAUAUUGCUAAUAAAUGUUAUUGUAUGGGAGUGAGUAUGCCUAUGCCAUAAUACUGUUCGCCUGGGUUUCAAUCCAUCUAUUUACUUCCAAACACACGUGCUUCUGAGCGGAGGCCUCCUGUCUGCUUUGGACUCCCUUUGUCUUCCACCUCAGCAAAGGGGCAGUUAAACAUCAUUGUCACAGACAGAUGCAGAACAGAAUGGCAAAUAAUUAAACAUUCACAGCAACCAAUUGUAUAGUUGCUUAGAAAGCACCUUGUUUUUAGUUGCUCAAACAGCUUCAGAUUAUACGAGUGUAAAUUAUGUUUUUAGACUCGCUGUGCUUGCUGUGCUUGCUAUGAUGCCACAGUGAAAUAACUAUGUAUUAUGGGAAACCCUACUGUUACUUACAGAGCCAAAGAUUCCAGAAUAAUUAAGCCAUACUACCAACUGGAUUAAGAAUGAUGGUUCAGUUAGAGGAGCUGUCAAAAUAAUCAUAGUUGUUAUGUAUGCCGAGCACAUUAAUGGCAAUAUCUGCAGCUCGCUGACUUUUUAUUGUGGUGUUAUUACUGUUUGAGUGCUCCUGUCAUGCCUAAAUAAAUGCUGUGAUUCUACAGGAAAUCAUAUAAAACCAAUAAACCUAAUAUGUAA